AUGAUAUGGGUGUAUUUCAUGAGGGAAAGAUCCGAAGUAUUCACUAUUUUCAAGAGAUUCAAGAGCAUGGUGGAAAAGCAAAGUGGGCACCACAUAAAGUCUUUGAGAAAUGAUAAUGGCAAAGAAUAUAGCUCUAAGGAGUUUGACAAUUUUUGUGAAGAAGAAGGUGUAGAAAGGCAACUUACAGUGGGUUAUACUUCACAACAAAAUGGAGUAUCCGAAAGAAAGAAUCAAACAGUGAUGGAAAUGGCCAAAUCUAUGAUGCAUGAAAAAGGGUUAUCAAAGAAUUUUUCAGCUGAAGCUGUUUACAUAGCAGUUAAUUAUGAGAUAAUGAUUGAAGAAUUUCGAAAUGACAUGAUGGAAAGAUAUGAAAUGAGUGACAUGGGUUUGUUGAAUCACUUUCUUGGAAUUGAAUUCUAUCAAGUUGAAGAUGGAGUAUUUAUUUCUCAAAAGAAAUAUACUGAAAAUAUUUUAAUGAAAUUUGGCAUGAGUGGUUGUAAGCCCAUGGCCACACCACUAGUUGUAAAUGAAAACUUACAAAGGAAGAUGGAGAGAAAAGAAGUUGAUGGUUCGUUGUAUAGAAGCUUGGUUGGAAAUUUGUUGUAUCUUAUAGCUACAAGGCUGAAUAUAAUGUAUGCUGCAAGUCUACUUUCUAGCUUUAUGAAUAAUCCCAGCCAAAAUCAUCUUGGUGCUGCAAAACGAGUUUUGAGAUAUAUUCAAGGCAUAACCAGCUAUGGUAUCAAGUAUUGCAAAUAUUCAACUGUGAAAUUGUUUGGUUUUUGUGAUAGUGAUUGGGGUGGCUACACUGAUGAUAUGAAAAGCACCUCUGGGUAUGCACUUUCCUUGGGUUUUGGAGUAUUUUCUUGGUCAUCAAAAAAGUAA
Molecule: messenger RNA, 882 nt
Organism: Camellia sinensis
Lineage: Eukaryota; Viridiplantae; Streptophyta; Magnoliopsida; Ericales; Theaceae
Source: RefSeq, a predicted model, not a curated record